Molecule: messenger RNA, 2801 nt
Organism: Vicia villosa (hairy vetch)
Lineage: Eukaryota; Viridiplantae; Streptophyta; Magnoliopsida; Fabales; Fabaceae
Product: DNA ligase 1-like
Exons: 17
Coding region: 95-2383 (762 amino acids)
Biological process (GO): DNA repair; DNA recombination; DNA biosynthetic process
Cellular component (GO): mitochondrion; nucleus
Molecular function (GO): DNA binding; ATP binding; DNA ligase (ATP) activity
Source: RefSeq, a predicted model, not a curated record
AAUAAUUACUUAAUGAAAUAUACGAAUAUAAUAAGUAAUAUAUUUGAUUUGUUUGACUUUGACUAAUUAGUCCCAUUCUCUCCCUUGUCCCACCAUGUCGCCGUCGCCUCCUCCGCCGUCUCCGCCACCUUCCGCCAUUGAUGCACUCAUGUCCGGCGCUCGAGCAGCCUCCAAGAAGAAACAUCCUCCGAUCGAGAAGAAACGUAAAACUCCCCACUCCACCUCCCAAAACCCUAAAAACCUCAAAACCCUAAAAACUCUUCAAAAACCGGAAAAACCCGCCGCCGACCGAGAACCGCCGAAAAAUAUUCUCCACAAAGCACCGUCAUCAUCAUCAUCAUCAUUAUCUUCUACUUCCAAGGAAUUGAUCGCCGAUUUGAAAGAACGUGUUUUGCUGCUGAGUAAUAGUCCAUCGAAGUUCAAUCCUUGCACGGUUGCAUACUGGGAGAAAGGAAAACCAGUGCCAUUCCUGUUUCUCUGUUUGGCAUUCAAUCUGAUCGGUGAAGAGGAUGGGAGAAUUAAGAAGACGGAGAUUGCUUGCAAUCUUUUGAGGACUGUGAUUCACGCUACACCUGAGGAUCUCUUGCCGAUCGUUUAUCUCUUCUCCGGCACUCUUGCUCCACCACAGGAAGGGUUAGAAUUGAGAAUCGGAGAACCUACUAUUAACACAGUGAUCGCAGAAGCUUAUGGUACCACUGAGAAACGCAUCAAAGAGUGGAUAAAGGAGGAUAAAUUGGAAUUGGAGUUGGUUGCACAAAGUCGCCGUUUGUCUCAGUCUAUGCUGCGGAAGCCUGAGUCAUUGACUGUUAGGAAGGUUUUCAAGACCUUUCACCUUAUUGCCAAAGAAUCGGGAAAAAACAGUCAAGAGAAGAGAAAGAAUCAUAUAAAGUCACUUCUUUUUGCUGCAACUGAUCGUGAACCUGUAUAUUUAUACCGUUUGCUAAAGAAAGACUUGAACAUUAAAUGUGAUAAGCAAACUCUCUUGUCUGCAUUGGGCCAUGCUGCAGUGUACACUGAAGAGCAUUCAAAAGUGCCUCCUGAAAUUCAGUCUCCUUUAGAAGAGGCUGAAAGUAUUGUUAAAGAAGCAUAUUCUGUUUCUCCUGACUUCAACAAAAUAGUAUCUGCACUUCUUACGGAUGGUGUAUGGCUACUUCCAAAGAAAUGUAGUUUUACUGUUGGUGAUCCUGUUCAGCCUAUGCUGGCAAAACCAAUCAAUUGUGUAUCUGAUGCUCUAACGAAAUUCAAGGAUAUAGAGAUUGCAUGUGAAUACAAAUAUGACGGAGAGCGUGCUCAGAUACAUUAUAUGGAGAAUGGCUCAGUUGAGAUUUACAGUAGAAACUCAAAACGGAUCACUGGGGAGUUUCCUGAUGUUGUUGCUGCAGUUUCCAGGUUAAGGAAAACAAAUGUUUCUUCAUUUGUUCUUGACUGUGAACUUGUUGCAUAUGAUCGUGCAAAGCAGAAAAUCCUUCCUUUGCAGACACUUAGUUCUCGGGCUCGUAAAGAUGUAAAUUUGAGUGACAUAAAGGUUGAUGUUUGUAUAUUUGCAUUUGAUUUGUUGUUUCUUAAUGGACAAGCACUUCUUCAGAAGAACCUAAAAACCCGUCGAGAGUAUCUCUAUGCCUCUUUUGAGGAGGAAUCUGGAUUUCUUCAGUUUGGAACAUCAUUAACAUCAAACGAUGCCAAGGAAAUUCAGAAAUUUCUUGAUCAAGCUGUGAGUGCAAGUUGUGAAGGGUUAAUUUUUAAACCAUUAAGUAAAAGUGCUACAUAUGUAACUUCCCAGAAGUCGCGCAUUUGGCUAAAACUGAAGAAAGACUAUCAGGAUAAGAUAGGGGACACACUAGAUUUGGUACCUAUUGGUGCUUACUAUGGGCGUGGGAAACGUAAAGGAGUCUACGGUUCCUUUCUCCUAGCUUGCUAUGACAACGAAAAUGAAGAAUUUCAAGCUAUGUGUAACAUAGGAACAGGAUUCACUGAUGCAAAGCUUAAAGAACUUUUUGAUAUCCUCCGUUCUAAAGUGAUUAUGAAGCCAAAGGCAAACUAUCGAUAUAAUGCAGAAAAAACCAAACCUGAUGUCUGGUUUGAAGACAGUGAGGUCUUUGAGGUGAAAGCUUCAGACCUGACCUGUAGUUUGGAAUACCAAGCUGCUAUAGGCUUAGUAUAUUCGGAUAAGGGCAUAUCUCUUCGAUUUCCACGUUUAGUUAGAGUUCGUACAGCUAACAAAGCCCCUGACCAAGCCUCAUCCUCUAAGCUGGUUGCUGAAAUGUAUAAAGCUCAAGCACAAAAACAAGAAUCACACGGACAAUCCAAGAUGACGAAUAAAGAUGAAGAUGAAUCACAUGAACAAUCCAAUAUCAUGGAUGAAGAUGAAAAUGAAGAUGAUUGAUGGAAAGAUUCUGCCAUGGGUUCAAACUAAUUUUCAUUCUUAUUUUUCUGAUUUUUUGUAUUUAUUCUUUUUUUAAGGUUCUGCCAUGGAUUCAAACUAAAUAUCAUUCUUAUUUUUCUCUGAUUUUUUCCAUUUGUCAAUUUAUGCUAUUCUCUGAACAUAAGAGCUUUACUUGAUUUGAUUAAAAUUUUCUGUGUUCAUCAAAACAUGUUUCUUUCAUCAGAGUGUUUUAUUGAUUUCAUGGCACAAAACUAGCAAAAAUACCCAAUGUAAAUGAGUGCAUAUAGAAAUAGACUAAGACAGUGCAUGAAAUCAAUGUAACAAGAUUUGAUUACAAUUUAAUUAAGAUAUGAAAUGCAACAAUCCUUCAUAAUAAUAUUGCCAGAACAAAACAAGGAAUUGCAAGAAACCAUACAUA